This is a messenger RNA of Rhodotorula graminis WP1, 510 nucleotides long. RefSeq lists its product as uncharacterized. Gene Ontology annotation, cellular component: mitochondrion. The record is from RefSeq and is a predicted model, not a curated record. The annotation marks the transcript as partial. The transcript has 4 exons. Gene Ontology annotation, molecular function: thiosulfate-cyanide sulfurtransferase activity. NCBI's taxonomy places the organism in Eukaryota, Fungi, Basidiomycota, Microbotryomycetes, Sporidiobolales, Sporidiobolaceae.
ACCCUCGCCGCGCGCACAGCCCGCCCCGUCCUCGCCUCGUCGUCGCGCCUCGCCCCCACCCUCGUCCCCCGCCCGACCACCUCCGCCUCGCUCUCUGCGGUCCGCCUCCUGAGCGUGUCGGCCCCGAGGCAGGACCGCUACAGCCCCGUUGCCAACGACAAGCGCUGGGCCAACGCCGACAAGGUGACGUACGACGAGCUCAAGCCCUUGACCGACAGCCCGUCCGACAAGGUCCUCCUCAUCGACGUCCGCGAGCCGGCCGAGGUCGCGCUCGGCAACAUUCCCUCGUCGGUCAACCUCCCGCUCUCGUCGUUCGAGAAGAGCCUCGCCAUGGACGAGGGCGACUUUACGCGCGUGCACGGCUUCCACAAGCCGACCAAGAAGCAGCCGAUGAUCUUCUACUGCAAGGCGGGCGUGCGCGCUCAGACGGCCGUCGACCUCGCCCGCAGCCAGGGCUACAAGCUUGCGCGCAACUACGAGGGCUCGUACAACGACUGGGUGCAGCGCGAG